CACGUUGGUAUCCGUUAGGUUGUUGUCGCGGUAAGGCCAGCAGCGUAGUUUAAUAGGGCCGACACAAAUGGCUUCGGUAUUGCCUUCAUUACUCAAUACACACAAUGGCCAGGGAAUGCAUGAAAACAUAUGAAGUUGACGCUCUGUGUAAAGCAGCCGAGACUAUUGCUUCUAGCGGACUGAAACUUACUGCCAAGCUAUUGUAUGAUGAAGUGUGCUCCGACACGCGCUUGAAGGGCUUGACGUAUAAACGUGUUCUCAGCUUUUUGCAAUACAACAAAGCCGGGCAAAAGUAUAUCCGGCCUAGGCCCAACGCUACCACUCAGCCUUCGAAGAAGCGUUCAAAGUGGACUCCGGACGAGGAAGCAGCGUUUCAGGAAGCAGUGCUCACGCUACAAUCCACCAACAGAAAAGUAACAGCGGGCGCUGUCGUAAAGGAGUUGAAUGAAAGUGCUGCCACGUACAACCAAGUGCACUACCGACUUCGGCAGUUGGCGAAAACUCAGCGUCUUCUAUGUUCAUCAGAGGAUAAGGACGAGGCAUCCACAUGCAGUCGUGACGGCAGUGGGGAGGAUAGUGAGGAGGGGGGUGGGGCUGAUUCAGGGUCUGAGGACGAGGAUGUGCCCACGGGCAGCGAUGUGGAUGAGUCUGCUGACCACGAGGAUGAGGGAACGGGCUCCGAUGGGGAGGAUGAGGGAGACGAUGGCACGGAUAGCCCCAGCCAUGACUCGGAUGAGGGUGACAGCGAGGGCAACUGAGACCUAGGACCGCGCGUCAGGUACUGUGCACGCCUCUGAUACCCCCGGGCUGCCAACGCAAUUGCGACCCUCCUUAUUGGCAAGACGACUUGCCCCUGAGGGCCGCAGACGCCGGGCUUGCCGGUGCAAUGUGCCCAUUGGCCCUGUGUUGGCCUGCCGCUCAACGAUGAAAACGCCUCCCUCAUGU
This is a messenger RNA of Astrephomene gubernaculifera, 945 nucleotides long. The record is from the annotation of a GenBank genome assembly. Lineage: Eukaryota; Viridiplantae; Chlorophyta; Chlorophyceae; Chlamydomonadales; Astrephomenaceae.